UGCCCGUCGACAUGUCAUAUAACGUGCAAGAGAACCUUUGAUCAAUCACUCCUUCGUUCUUGCUACUACGAAGCUCUCUUCGUGGUCUCACGCGGCAGUUUAAACUUCGGUUCGGCCGUUGACUUUUAACUUACCACGCACGCGCACGUGGCGAAGAGAAGAGACCUGCAUUAACACAAUUUCCAUCGACUCAUCGACCUUGUCGGCGACAUCGAACAUCAAUACCGAAAUCUCCUUGGUAGAGCAACUUCACCUUCACCACCAAGCGCGGUGCAUUGCACCAACCGUACAAUCCCGACAUCAUGGCCUACUCCUUUCUGACCCGGCACCUUCCCCGGCACAUUCAGGACCACAACGAGGCCAACACCACGUUGGAACUUCACUGGGCAUACCCGGACAGAGUUCUACCAUGCACAAAAGACGCUGGCACCUGCGAGUACCUCGCCGCCGUCUACUGGAUGCACGAUACCUCGAUGUUGUACACCUUCAUCAUGUGGGGAGUGAUUCUCGGUGUAUUCGCGCUUUGGGGCGGUCUCCGACUCGCCAGGUAUACGGAAGAUAGAAAGCGCGCGAUCACAGGCGCACCCAAGCCGGUAUCGACGUCGCCAUCGAUCCUUGCGCGUUCGAGGGAACUGCGGAGGAGGUUUCUCCUGGUCGAAGCUCCUUUGCCAAUGCUGUUCGGUAGGACUUCAAGGCUACAGUUGGCGCUGCUGGCGGUCAUUUCGAUCUACUUGACCAUCUUCACAUUGGUCGGUAUCACAUACAAGGAAUGGUAUACGCCCAUCAAGGGAAGCACUCUUACCAACUACCGAAGUGGUCUGGGUGGUUGGUCUGAUCGAAUAGGUGCUUUGGCCUACGCGUUGACGCCGUUUGCUGUUAUGCUGGGAAUGCGUGAGAGUGUACUCUCCGUGGUGACCGGAAUUCCUCACCAACAUUUUCUCUUCCUCCACCGUUGGCUCGGCCGCAUCAUCUUCAUUCAAGGCUUCCUACAUACCCUGGGCUGGACGCUCAUCGAGGGAUUGUUCUACAAACCUCAGCCGGACAUCUUCGCCAAGUUCAUGAUACAGACCUACGCCAUCAUGGGUGUCAUCGCCAUGUUCCUGAUCACGCUGAUGCUCUUGCUCAGCACCAAGACUGCAAUUCGAUGGUUCGGUUACGAAUUUUUCAAGAUCACGCAUUGGCUCAUUGCAUUACUAUAUCUCGGCGCUUGUUGGGGCCACUGGUACCAAUUGGCAUGCUGGAUGAUUCCCGGCAUCGCUUUGAUGUUCAUCGAUCAGGGGUUGCGAUUCUUGAGUAUGGCGAUUUUGCACACCUCAUCAAAAUCUGGCGGUCUUGCUCCCGCCUUCAAGGCUGCCGAUGCCCAGAUCACUACCUUUGGCGAAGAGGAGGAUGUCAUGGUCCGCCUCGACUUCGCCAUGAACCACCAGCAAGCGUGGUCUGCUGGUCAACAUUUCUUCCUAACCUUCCCCAGCCUCAGUCUGGUGCAGACUCACCCUUUCACUGUCUCUUCAUUGGCCUCCGAAAACCCACACAAACCUCAUCAUCACAUGUACUUGCUCCGCGUCCGCAAAGGUCAAACGAAGCAAAUCGCCGCCGUUCAGACUCCCACAAUCUCUACCAUCCUAGCGGGACCCUACGGCACUGCCUUCCCGCACCAGGACACCCGCCACAUCCUUGCCGUUGCCGGAGGCAGCGGUGUCUCCUUCACGCUCCCCAUUGUUCAAGAAUCACUUCUUCGUCCUUCCAGCGGCGUGAUCGACUUCGUCUGGAUCGUCCGGAACAAGCGUGAUCUGCUCUGGAUCGCCGACGAGCUCGCACAACUCAAGCGUGCGCUCUCCCGAAACCUCGGUCUGCGCAUCGCCAUCUAUGUCACCCGGGACGUCCUACAUAGCGAAAAGCCCGUCGCGCCCGGGAGUGCGGCCGUGCCCGCGGUGAUCGAAUCGUCAUCGUCGGACAGCGACAGCGCAGCGGAGAAGCCUACGCUCACUCCUCGAGUGCAAGAAUUGACACCGGCGCAGAGACAACAGCGUCUGGACGAGCUGAUCCUCGCGCCUUCGGGACAAAAGGGCGGUGAGGCAUCACGAUUCAGCAUCGACUUUUUGAGCAACCAUCAUCCCGAUCUUUCGGAGAUUGUGGCGAAAUUCAGAGAACGUGCUGCGGGUGCUGGAGGCAUCGAGGACGAUGCGGAGAUCGUCGGCAGUGGACCUGAGGACAUGGGUGCUGAUUUACGAAAGGCGGCCGCGGCUGGCAACGGUGUUAGCAUCGGAGAGCGAUUCCAUUGGGAUGCGCGAGAGUAGUUUGAAAACUUUGCAUAUUUUCACGGCGCUCUAUGAAAUGAAUUCGCAUUCUACCACGCAUCUGCUUUAGUGAAAAAGCAUGCAAUAUCCGUUCGGAAAAGACGAGGUAAUUCUCUUACUUCAAUAGAUGGCAGAUCGAAACUUUGAAGUCGCGAUGCUCAGCUACUCGAUGAGGUUGAUUAUUCCUUUCUUGCUUAUCGUGUCGAUCGGCUCGAUGCUCAUGUCGUAUGAUAGUCGUCCCAUGGAUAUAAGGCAUUGGUGUCAGUACUCAGACUCAGCCUUCGGUCAUGAGCACCGCAAUCUUCCAGAAGUCCAGCAGACAUCAAGUGAAUCUCGUUCUUGGCACUUGCGGUUGAAUAUACUAGCAGCAUUGUUCCUGUUGAUUCAU
This is a messenger RNA of Dissoconium aciculare CBS 342.82, 2685 nucleotides long. RefSeq lists its product as uncharacterized. Gene Ontology annotation, biological process: iron ion transport; copper ion import; intracellular iron ion homeostasis. The coding region runs from base 303 to 2297 and encodes 664 amino acids. The transcript is spliced from 4 exons. The record is from RefSeq and is a predicted model, not a curated record. Gene Ontology annotation, molecular function: ferric-chelate reductase activity. Gene Ontology annotation, cellular component: plasma membrane. Lineage: Eukaryota; Fungi; Ascomycota; Dothideomycetes; Mycosphaerellales; Dissoconiaceae.